AUGUCAACCAGCACACAGCUAUCGACUCAUUCCUCUCCGAGAGAAAAUGUCUCUUCAGCUCAUUCUCACACAACCAACACUAGUGGCAAUAACAACAAUAAUACAAUUUCACAAGGUACAACAACGACACCUGUGAGAGCAAGAAGAUUUGCCAAUACCAUGAGUCAAUCGUUCAAUCAACGACCUCUCGUGAUUAAAUAUUCAGCACAAAAUAAUUCUUCUUCUACUACUACUACUUCUACUACGACUAUGGGUAUUAGUAACAAUAAUCAAAGUGGUACUACUAGUAGUGUCAACAACAAUGGACAACAAGUGACUUCUCCGAUCCAUGAAGAAGUGGUUGAAGGAUUGUCACCGAUCAUGACAUGGAGUGCUAGUACUACAAAUACUACUACUGGUGUGAAAUCACCCACAAUGACAACGACCAAUACGGUAGACUCUCCAUUGGUUCUGUCACCAACUCCAAAUUUGACAUCUCCCACUUUGAAUCAAGGAUCUUUGAAUGAAAAUCUUUUCAAUACUAGUACGACCACUGGAACUCUCAAUACUACGAGUGGGAGUACUACAAAUACUACUACUUCUUCUGCCACUGCUACCACUACUACUGGAUUGACUCAAACAUCACCCUGUCUUGAAGUAUCGACCACUUCUUGGAAUCAUUGCUUUAAAUUAAGUGUUCCUUACAUUGUAGUGAGUUCCAAUAAGGUCAAGUAUCAAUUGAUCUUGUGUGUUCGAGAUCGAAACCAUAUUCCUCCUCUCUCGUGUCAAAAACGAUAUUCUGAUAUUUUGAAAUUUCAUCAACGUCUCUGCAAACUUAUGAAAAUGUCUCGAGAAGUACAAAAUUUAUUUCCAAGUAAGAGUAUUGGAUUUAUGGUCGGAAUUUCAUCGAAAAAUUCCAAUUCUCGAAAACGAAAAUCUUCGUUUGAGAAAUAUUUUGACAGUCUCGUUGAGGAAAUUUUCACACAAGCAAUUUCACAACCUCUUCCAAAGGAAUGGCUCUAUCAAAUCAUGACCAUUGUAUUAGAAGAAUUAUUUAAUAUUCAAUUUAUUGAAGAUGUUUUGAAUACUUUGAGAAAACCAGUAUCGAGUGGCACGAGCACUUAUAACAACAAUACCAACAGCACGGUCACGAAUGCGUUUAAGGAACUUGAAUCUGAUUUGAUCAAAUCUCUCAAUUUAUCAAUUUCAUUGAAACAAAUGGUCAAAGGUACUGUUUUCACACAUUUAAAUCCUCAUACUUCACUGAUUCAUCAACAAAUUACAGAAAAUUCAUCCAAUUGUAAGAUUAAUACCAUUUCUGAAAUGGUUCUUCAAAAUCAAGUGAAUGUAUUGCAUGUGUUUUGUGCCGAUCGAGCAAAACAAGAAGAAUUUGGAAUUAGUCCAGUCAUUGUCAAUUUAGCCAACGGUGAUGAAGAUCGAGACAUUCAAAACACAGAAUAUCAAAUUUUAAAAUUGAAUUUGAAUCGACAACGUGACACGAGAUUGUCACUCGACGGUAUACUUCAAUCCGUGGUUUCGGCAGCAGAUGUACAUAUUACUCUGAAAAAUUAUUAUUUAAAGUUAGAAUUUGAGGAAUUGAUAUCCACAGAUCCAACGUUGAAACAAUUAUUAGAGAAGGGAGAAAAAUGUAAAACAGAAUUUCUUGAGGAUGGUCUAAAACAAGUAUUUGUGAAUUCAAUAUUUGAUGAAAAUUCUGGAAGUAAGAUCUCUUUCAACGACGGAGAUGUCCAACAAGUGAAAAAGAUGUUAGAAACUCUCUCUGCACUCUCCAAACAAGCCAAAGAAAUUGACAUGAAAUAUUCAAUUUUAUUUACUCAAUUAUUGAAAGCUGUCAAUUCUGUAGACAAACAAUUGAUUCAAAAAACAGUGGAACAAAUUAAUCUCAAAUCUCAAGCCAUUUCUUCCAUUAAUGAGAAAGUCACAGAAGCACUCAAAUAUUGGUAUCAAUUUAUGGAACAAAAAACGAACAAGAUCAUUACAGAGCGAGAGGGUUUUCAUCAACAAUUCAUUCUCGUGUUUUUACUUCCAUUGUGUUUUAGUGUAGUGAGUUACAAGAUUUCAUGUGUGCCACAAGUUUUGAAAUUAUUUUUGGGUCUUUGUUGUGAAAGUAUUUGCACGGAAAUGGAGUUAAUGACUGAGAAUGAGUUGUACAUGCUUGGAGGUUUAAAGAAAACAGAUGAACAGGAUCAUCAAAAUUCCACACCAGGAGGUGCUGCUGGUCAUCACACGAGUGGUGCUGGAAGUGGUAACCCUACUCAGUCAGCUGCAACCAACAACAACAACAUGUCGUCAUUGUCAUCGCCCACCUCACCUUCAGAAGGUAAGAAAAAAAAGAAGAAUGCAUUGAACAAUGAUGAAGAACAAUUGACUCUUCCCAAGUCACUGUUUGGAACCAAUCCUAUUCAUGCUCUUAAGGUCAUGACACUGUUAUGUGAAUCUCAAUAUUCACCCUUCUCUUAUUGUGUCGAGUUUUUGAAAAAGUUAUGGAAUACCAUCAUUAGUGAAAGUAGUAAGGCAGUAGACGAUUGGCAAAAUGUACACUAUGUAUUGCACGAGGAGGAGCGAAAGCUCACGAGACUCUUCUUGAGCUUGGACGAUGACUCGGCUGUGGACGACUUUUUCAAUAUUCAAGAAUUGACCAAACAAAAAUUGGAGAGAGUGGCCAAGAAGUUGAAACUCUCUUCGGAAUGUUACAAUAUUUCACAUCACGAGUAA
Messenger RNA from Naegleria lovaniensis, 2715 nucleotides. RefSeq lists its product as uncharacterized. NCBI's taxonomy places the organism in Eukaryota, Heterolobosea, Eutetramitea, Acrasida, Naegleriidae. The transcript has a single exon. Gene Ontology annotation, molecular function: phosphatidylinositol binding. The coding region runs from base 1 to 2715 and encodes 904 amino acids. The record is from RefSeq and is a predicted model, not a curated record.